AUGUUCUAUAUCUAUGCGUUUGUUAUCAAUUGUAUCCUAAGAACUGUUGUUUGUCAAGAAACUGCAGCUCCUUACGAUAUACGUGUCGAUCAUUAUAAAGUUGAUGUAACAAAAGAUUUAGUAAUCAAUACUGCGCGUCCUCAAAUAUCGUGGAAAAUCGCAGCGUUCAACGACGAUCGAAACGUCUAUCAAACAGCUUAUCAACUUCAAAUUCAAUCACGCAAAACACAAUGGGACAGUGGGCAGAUAAUAUCAAAACAAUCACUUCAUGUUUCUUAUACUAAUCUCGAUGAACUGCAUUCGACGACGUUCUACCAACUUCGUUUACGAAUUUGGACCACGUUGUCGAACGAAUCAAGUGCCUGGACCGAAUGGAUACGUUUCCGAACGUUUAUGUUUGAUAUUCAAACGACGAUUGCAAACAGAGCAAGUGAAUUCAUGUGGAUAGGAUCGAAUAUGAUACCUAGAAAUGAGUUUCGAAAAGAAUUUCAAGUGCCAGGUGGAAGUCCAAUUCAAUCGGCAGUCGUUUUUAUAUCUGGUUUGGGAUAUUAUGAAUUAUAUGUCAACGGAAAUAAAACAGAUUUGAGUCGGAAAUUAGAUCCUGCGUGGACUGUAUACGAAAAACGUACAUUAUUGGUUUCAUUCGAUCUAUCCACGAUUAUUAAAGUGGGAAUGAAUGCAGUUGGUGUUCGAUUGGGGAAUGGAUGGUAUAGUCGAGAGCAAAAUACUUUUCCAAUGCCACCAGCUCAACCUCUCUAUGGUUCACCCCGUUUUCUGUUUUAUUUGAAGAUUUUCUUCGAAGAUGGAAGCGAAUUCGAUCUGGGGAGUGACACGACUUGGAUAGGGCGUCAAAAUGCUAUUCUACACGAUAGUAUUUACAAUGGAGAAUUCGUUGACAGUCGCUAUGAUCGCCCCAAUUGGUCGCAGAUAGGAUUCAACGACACACUUUCGUUGUGGUUACCAGCUGACGAAAUGCCAUCUCCAUUAAACAAAACCUUACCUGGUCAUCUAGUCAUGCAAGAUAUGCCUCCGAUUCGUGCAGGAGCUGAUGCGUUACAUAUUGAAGUUUCGACUGAACCUAUUGGCGAGUAUUUAAAACCGAGCGAAUUUGGUCAAAUUCUGGGCGGUAAGUUGAGUGAUGGUGGGGUCUUAAAACCAAUUGCCACAUGGUCACCAACUAUAGGAGUACAAGUGUUCGAUAUGGGUCAAAAUAUGGCUGGUUGGUGUCGAAUAAAACUUCGAGGUCCACGCGGUGUUGGCAUCUAUAUUCGUCAUGGAGAAGUGCUGACUCUACCAACUGUUACCACGAAACAAGCCAGUGGCGAGGUGUACACAGAAAAUCUUCUUGGUGCGACUCAAUCUGAUACCUAUGUAUUACGUGGAGAUCCAGCAGGUGAAAUCUAUGAGCCAACUUUCACCUAUCAUGGGUUUCGCUAUGUGUCAAUUUAUAAUGUGCAGGGUGAAAUGGCACUUGGGGAUGUAGAAUGUCCCGUUGUUCACAGUGAAACAACAUUGAAAGGACAUUUCACGACAAGUAAUCCAAUUAUCAAUCAGAUUCAACAUAAUAUUCAGUGGAGUCAGCUGAAUAACCUUAUGUCACUACCAACAGAUUGUCCGCAACGACAAGAACGUCGAGGGUGGUUGGGCGACGCCGCUUUAACUGUGAAUGAAGCUUUGUACAAUUUUGAUCUGAUCAAAUUAUACAUAAAUUUCCUUCAUUCGAUUGUUGAUAGCCAAGGUCCUGAUGGUUCCGUACCUGAUACCGUACCGUUUGCAGACGGUGAUUAUCCAGCUGAUCCCAAUUGGGGUAGUGCCUUUCCAACUAUUGCUUGGCAAGUCUAUCGUCAUUAUAACGAUCCUGAAGUUCUGUAUAAUUUCUACACUAAUAUUCGCACUUACGUUGAAAGUGUUCAUACGGCUUAUAAAUCAACCGGCUUAGCAGGCCUUUUCUAUUCAUAUAGUGAUUGGGUGCCUCCUCCGCCAGAGCCAAGAGUGAAUGGAUCUCUCGCUUCAUCAUUUGCUUUUCUACAUGAUGUGUCGUUGUUAGUCAAUAUAUCUCAAGUUAUUCAUAAUACAAACGAUACAGCUGUGUAUUUGGCAUUAUAUCAACGAUUAGCCGAAGAAUUUCAUCAAGUCUUUUUCAAUCGCACAUCGAAUUUCUACGAUGACGGUUCACAAACUGCACAGAUAUUUGCUCUCGCUCUACCCAACGUAGUGCCAAACAAUGUUCGUCAUUUUGUCCUAGACCGUCUAGUAUCAGAUAUCAACCAAAAAGAUAUCCAUGUUUCAACAGGAAUUCUCGGCACUGCCUUUUUGUAUCCAUUGUUAUCAGACAACGGCUAUCAUGAUCUCGCACUUCGACUGAUAACAUCCACUACCUAUCCAUCGUAUGGUUAUAUGUUCAACAAUCCUUAUGAAAAUGCUACAACUCUUUGGGAACUUUGGAAUACACCUUUCGAAGGACCGCAAAUGAACUCGCGCGAUCAUAUUAUGUUUGGAAGUGUUGGUGCUUGGUUCUACUCUCACUUAGCAGGUAUUGAUUUUGACACAGAUUCCAUUGUCAUUCAUCCACGUUUGGUAACUGAAAGCAACAAACAUCUUCUACCUAAAGUUGACUGUCAACUGAAUACUAGACAUGGUCUCAUUCAUGUUGCAUAUACUCGCGAUGCAACACCGAACUCGAUUCGACUUCGACUUCAUAUUCCACCAAACACGCGAGCUCGAGUGAUAUUUGAGCCGUUGUUUUCCGAAGCUAGAUGCUCUCGAAUCAUUGAAGGAAAUGAACUGAUCUGGCUAACGGAUCGAAACUCGACUUUUAACAAACAGAAUCUUGAACUCGAGCUCAAAACUGGCUCAAUGAUUGCUUGGAUCGGUUCCGGCAAAUACGAGUAUGAAGUUUAUUGGGAAUAG
Messenger RNA from Adineta ricciae, 2910 nucleotides. NCBI's taxonomy places the organism in Eukaryota, Metazoa, Rotifera, Eurotatoria, Adinetida, Adinetidae. The record is from the annotation of a GenBank genome assembly.